GUGACUUUGCGUAUGACUUCCGAGGUCGUUAUGCACAGUACACAGUAGCUCGAAGGCAUCCUCGUCACUCUCGCUUGAAGUUUAGAGAAGCUGCUCGAACAUGUCACCCUUCUGCUGUCACCGACAACGUCAUUCACAAAACCCCGGCGAAGAACAGCAGUGCGAUUAUUUCUUCACCACCUCUCGCUAGCAUGCUCCUUCUUCUCGUACACUUCCGGUCCCCCAUCCGCCGCCCAUAUCCUCAUCCCACCAACCGCUCCGAUGCCUUGCGCCAGUUUCAGCGGCCCUUGGGCCAGAGGCUUGGACGACUUCAUCAAGUCACUGGGCCAGAUGCCCGCACAGCAUCAUGCUGCAUUCAGCGAUAUAUCAGACACAUCGCGCGCGAUCAUCUGCAACAAGUCAUACUUGCAUAUAUGGGAGACGGAUUCAGACAUCGACAGCCUUCUCCAGCUGACGCAAGUGAUCGUCAAGAUCCGGAACAUGAGCACUUACGUGCCUCAGCCGACUGGGCCGCCGAAAAGUGUUCCCGCUGGUAUGCUGAUACUGGUCGAACAUGUCCCCAGUCGCGACAACUUUGGCCGCGUUUGCGAACUUGUUAAGCACCUUACUGAGCAAGAGGGACGCGCCCACCUUAACGGCGGAGUGAUGUCUUUCGGUGGGAUCAAAGUCGUGCGAGGCGUCGAUAACAGCCAGACUCCCAGUUUGCAACAAUCGUCAAGUCACACGUAUGGUUCGCAAGAGGCUGAGACUAACGCGCGAAAAGCGGUUGAGAGGAUUAACAAGGCUAUUACGCGCAUUCUGGAUUCAGGUGCAUACUCGACGGACACCAAGAAGCUCAUCUGGCAUCACGGCCCAGCUCUCCAUUUUCUGAACUUCUGGAUCAACAAUACAAGCCAUGAUUUGCGUUCCAAGCUUGCAGGGAUAACAGUCCAUUCAGUCCUGCAAGUAUCCGCCUCAUCAAUCACACUCUCCGGCUGUCCUUCUCAGAAUAUGAGCAAUGGAAAGAAUCACGGUGUCCACAACCAAAAACAGGAUCUCCUCCGCCUACAGAACUAUUGCACCAAGCUCGACAUCCCCGCCGUCUUGCUCGACAUUCGCUCCCAGAGAAUCGUCCACCCGCAUCUAGCAACAUACAUGUACUUCUACCCCUACUACAUCCACACAUUCCUCCCAGCCUCGCUCCUCACCCCGCACUACCAUCUCGCACUAGACCACCUAGCGACAUACAGCUUCCGCCUACACAACGCGGCCGUGACCCGCAAAUUCGGCUCCAACACGGCAAAAGACGUCGUCAGAGACGUCCAACAACGUCUUCCGGCCUCCAAAGCGAGAGCCUGGGCAAAGCGCUGUAUCCAAGAAACAAGCUACGCAGACAAGAAGCAAUGCCAGGACAUGGCGCGGGACGACGAGAUAUACACCGCCGUCCAGCUGGCCGACGCGCCAUACAAGACCUUCUCGCCCUCGAAUCACACCACGGGAGCGACCGGCCUGAAGGCUUUCUCCAGACUUACCAUGGGGCCUGCUGCAGAUGGCAUAGCGGGACAUUAUGCGUGUGUGCCUAUGGUACUGGAGGUUGACGAGACGGGGGAGAAGGUGAGGAUGAAGAGCGGAUAUCCCGGGCCGUUUCGGCUGUAUUUGCCUACGCCGUCUUCGCCGUCGUCUUCUGCUUCGUCUUCGUCCGAUGAGGAGAUUGAGCGCGUUACGGAGAGGAUUCGAGGGGUUAUGGUUGCGGUGCUGGAGCUUGUCAGGCAGGGGAAGGGGACUGCAGGGACGCCGACGCUGAGUAAGGAGGAUGGCGAGGUGUGGCGUGAGGUCGCGAAGACGUGUUGCUGGGCUUUGGAGGAGUGUAAAGGGAAAUUGCCACGGGGAGUGGAGGAGAAGAUUGCGUUUGUGAUUAAGGCAUUGAAGGGAGGAAUGUGGACGUGGUGCUUGGGGCUGGCAGAGGGCGGUCAAGCGCAAGCAGGCGGGAUGUCUGGGAUGGGAAGAUAUCCGGGCAGAGGAGCGGGAGGAGACAUGACGGGGCAGAUGGGGUAUGGGCAGAGUAAUGGAUGGGCUGGGAACACGAGUGGGGGGCACUGGGAGCAGAAUGCAGGACUAUUAGCAAGCGGCGGAUGGAGCUGAGUCUCAAGUUGGGAGUGCCCUUUGGAAUCGAUAUCAUAACCUGAGACUGAUGCAAUUCCGGACCUCUUUCACUGAAAGAGAAGGUAUCACACUAAAUACAUCUUUCACGGGACUAGGCGUGAAAGCUUCGUGUAGGUGU
Messenger RNA from Westerdykella ornata, 2260 nucleotides. RefSeq lists its product as uncharacterized. Bases 262 to 2121 code for a protein of 619 amino acids. Lineage: Eukaryota; Fungi; Ascomycota; Dothideomycetes; Pleosporales; Sporormiaceae. The record is from RefSeq and is a predicted model, not a curated record. The transcript has 2 exons.